Staurois parvus is the source of this 354-nucleotide messenger RNA. The record is from the annotation of a GenBank genome assembly. Lineage: Eukaryota; Metazoa; Chordata; Amphibia; Anura; Ranidae.
AAACGACAGCUUUCCAUGACCCUUCGGGGUGGGCGGACAGCUGAAAAAAGUCCCGGAGACCAUUCAGAACCCAUCACUUUGGAGGACAAUGGCAGCAGUGAUAAUGAGAUUGUACAUGAAGACCUAAAGAUGGGUUCGGAUGGAGAGAGUGACCAAGCAUCUGGCUCUUCAGAUGAGGUUCAGUCACCGGUGCGAGUGAGGAUGAGAAACAAUGCAGCUCGUAAAAUAUCCACAGAGGAUAUUAAUAAGCGUCUGUCCCUCCCAGCGGAUAUUCGUCUUCCUGAGGGUUACCUGGAGAAGCUGGCUCUCAGUAGCCCUCCGUUUGACAAGCCCCUGAGUAGGCGAUUAAGACGA